AUGCUGCAGACCUUCAGGGUGGAUAAAGGGUGGGACACUCUCUGGCACGUCCGCGGCGACAAGUCUAUAUCCUUCUCGCCUGACGGUGCGAUAGUGGCGUCCGCAUCUAAGGAUGGGGCAGUCCGGCUCUGUGAUGUGGUGACCGGAGCUAUCUUGCGGACACUCGAGGGACACAUAAGCUCGGUUAAGUCCGUGAUCUUUUCACCAGAUGGUAAGAUGGUAGUAUCCGCAUCGGGAGACGGGACAGCCCGGCUCUGGGACGCGAAGACUGGCAACACCCUGCAGAUACUCCGGGGGCAUACAGAAUGUGUCAAGUUGGCCGCCUUCUCUCCCUCCAGCAGAGUGGUGGCAACCGCAUCGGACAGGAUGAUCCGGCUCUGGGAUACGGCGACAGGUACUGCACUACAGACGAUCAAAGGGAGGGGAGAACUCUUAUUCGAUUUGUUAUUCUCACCCGACGGCAAGUUCAUAGUUUCCGCGACCUCGGACGAAUAUGGUGAAGAUGUGACUGUCCAGCUCUGGGACCAAGCAACGGGUGCACCCCUAAAGAAACUUGAGGGCCUGGCAGUACCCGUCGUGUUUAUGGCCUUUUGCCCGAACGGCGAGGUGCUGGCGACCGCAUCGACGGACGGGAUAGUUCGCCUCUGGGAUGUGACAACCGGCGCCAUCCUCCAGAGGCUCAAAGGAUUCCCGUCUAUGUCGUUCUCUCCUGACGGUAAGGUCGUGGCGACCGCAUCGGGCAAGAACGUCAGGCUCUGGGAUGUAGCAACGGGAGCUUCCCGGCAGAAGCUCAAGGGGCAUUCAAGGACGGUGGAGUCUGUAGCGUUCUCACCCACCGGGGAGAUGGUGGCAUCCGCAUCGCGCGAUAAGAUGGUCCGUCUCUGGGAUGUCGCAACGGUUCACAUAUCUUAA
This is a messenger RNA of Aspergillus pseudoviridinutans, 912 nucleotides long. RefSeq names its product WD40 repeat domain-containing protein. Bases 1 to 912 code for a protein of 303 amino acids. The record is from RefSeq and is a predicted model, not a curated record. NCBI's taxonomy places the organism in Eukaryota, Fungi, Ascomycota, Eurotiomycetes, Eurotiales, Aspergillaceae. Gene Ontology annotation, molecular function: protein binding. The transcript has a single exon.